Molecule: messenger RNA, 479 nt
Organism: Cynoglossus semilaevis (tongue sole)
Lineage: Eukaryota; Metazoa; Chordata; Actinopteri; Pleuronectiformes; Cynoglossidae
Product: E3 ubiquitin-protein ligase TRIM50-like
Exons: 1
Coding region: 15-443 (142 amino acids)
Molecular function (GO): zinc ion binding
Source: RefSeq, a predicted model, not a curated record
GCUGUAACUCCAACAUGGACGUGGACAUGGAAGCGGGAGAGGAAAUGCCGGAGGAGCCUCUACAGCAGGAGCUUAGCUGCCCCGUGUGUACCCGUCUCUACGAGGACCCCUGCCUGCUGCCGUGCACCCACAGCUUCUGCCGGGAGUGUUUGGACAAGAGCGGCCGAGCGCACCGCAGAUGUCCCGUGUGCAGGGCGGACUUUGCCGAGGGACAGGCUAUCCCCAAUCGUGCUCUCAGCAACGCUUGCGAGGCCUUUCGCCGCAGUAGCGACUGGCUGAGAGGCAACAAACGUCCGGGCGAUGAUAUCUGCAGGAUUCACCUGAAACCUCUGGAGCUGUACUGCGAGAAAGACGAGGAGCCCGUCUGCGUGGACUGUGUCACGCUGCACCAGACGCACACCCUAUGGCCGCAGAGAGAGGGAUUGGGGCUCUGUAAGGUGUGAGCUGCUGUUGUAUACAUAUCUAUACAUGCAGUCGUU